CAGAUAAGGGAGCUGAUCCUAAAGACAAGCUCCCAAGCAGGCUGAGUGUACAGCUGCAGCAGGAAACAGGUUCCGGAUGUGAUCAGUAGCAUCAGACAAUUAUCCAAGGCUGCCAUGAAGGAGGAUGCAAAACCCAGCAAAGAUACAGAGGACGCCUUCUACAACUCUCAGAAGUUCGAAGUUCUGUACUGUGGGAGGGUGACGGUGACCCACAAGAAGGCACCAUCCAGUCUCAUUGAUGACUGCAUGGAGAAAUUCAGCCUGCAUGAGCAGCAGCGCCUGAAGCUGCAGGGCGAGCGGGGUGACCCCAGGGAAGAGCUGGGUGUCUUGGAGGCCGAGUCGCCUGGGUCCCCUGAGUACAGCCUGCCGGAGGAGGUGGAGGGUGCAGUCAACAACCAUCGCACCCUGCCUGCCCUGGCCAGCCAGCCGGCACUGGCCGGCUCUAGGGUUUGCUUCCCAGAGCGGAUUUUGGAAGAUUGUGGCUUUGAUGAACAGCAGGAGUUCCGGGCUCGAUGCAGCAGCGUCACCGGAGUCCUGCAAAAGAAGGUUCAUGAAAACAGCCAGAAACCACAGCCCAGAAGGAGGCACGCGAGUGCGCCCAGCCAUGUACAGCCCUCAGAUUCUGAGAAGAACAGGACCAUGCUCUUCCAGGUUGGCCGCUUUGAGAUUAACCUUAUCAGCCCAGACACUAAAUCAGUUGUGCUAGAAAAGAAUUUUAAAGAUAUCUCCUCUUGUUCACAGGGAAUAAAGCACAUUGAUCACUUUGGCUUUAUCUGUCGGGAAUCUGCAGAGCCUGGACUGAGCCAGUACAUCUGUUAUGUGUUCCAGUGUGCCAGCGAAUCUCUGGUGGAUGAGGUCAUGUUGACUCUGAAGCAAGCUUUCAGCACCGCGGCUGCACUGCAGAGUGCCAAGACACAGAUCAAGCUGUGUGAGGCCUGCCCCAUGCAUUCUUUACAUAAGCUCUGUGAGAGGAUUGAAGGUCUCUACCCACCUAGAGCCAAGCUGGUAAUUCAGAGGCAUCUCUCCUCACUGACAGAUAAUGAGCAAGCUGACAUCUUUGAACGGGUUCAGAAAAUGAAGCCCAUCAGUGACCAGGAAGAGAAUGAACUUGUCAUCUUACACCUGAGGCAGCUCUGUGAGGCCAAGCAGAAGAUACAUGUGCACAUUGGGGAAGGGCCGUCGAUCCUUUCAAAUAGUACAAUUCCAGAAAAUUCGACGAGCGGAGGGAGGUUCAAACUUGACAUUCUGAAAAAUAAAGCGAAGAGGUCCUUAACUUCCUCCUUGGAAAACAUCUUUUCUAGGGGAGCUAACAGAAUGAGAGGUCGGCUUGGAAGUGUGGACAGCUUUGAACGGUCCAACAGUCUUGCUUCAGAGAAGGACUUCUCACCAGGGGACUCUCCCCCGGGGACACCGCCAGCCUCCCCACUAUCCUCUGCGUGGCACGCUUUCCCUGAAGAGGAUUCCGAUUCUCCACAGUUUCGCAGAAGGGCUCAUACUUUCAGCCACCCACCUUCGAGUUCAAGGAGGAAGCUGAAUUUGCAGGACGGGCGGGCUCACGGCCUGCGCUCCCCCCUGCUGAGGCAGAGCUCCAGUGAGCAGUGCAGCAUUCUCCCGUCAGCCCGACGCAUGUCCAAGGAGAGUAAUUCUUCCUCCAGCCUUCCAAGCCUUCACACUUCCUUCUCUGCCCCUUCCUUCACUGCCCCCUCUUUCCUGAAAAGCUUUUACCAGAAUUCAGGUAGACUGUCCCCACAGUAUGAAAAUGAAAUCAGACAGGACACUGCUUCAGAAUCAAGUGAUGGAGAAGGGAGGAAAAGGACCUCAUCCACCUGUAGUAAUGAGUCCCUAAACGCCGGAGGAACCCCUGUCACCCCUCGCCGAAUCUCCUGGCGGCAGCGCAUUUUCCUUCGGGUUGCAUCUCCUGUGAACAAGUCCCCUUCAGGAAUGCAGCAAAAAGAUGGACUGGACAGGAAUGAACUGCUCCCACUGUCCCCUCUCACUCCCACCAUGGAGGAGGAGCCGCUGGUUCUAUUCUUGUCUGGUGAUGAGGACUCAGAAAAGGUUGAAGAAAAAAAGAAAUCAAAAGAACUAAAGAGUUUGUGGAAAAAAGCUAUACACCAGCAAAUCCUGUUGCUUCGGAUGGAGAAGGAAAACCAGAAACUGGAAGAAGCAAGAAGAGAUGAGCUCCAGUCCAGAAAAGUUAAGUUAGACUAUGAAGAAGUUGGUGUGUGUCAGAAAGAGGUCUUAAUAUCGUGGGAUAAAAAGUUGUUGAAUUGCAGAACUAAAAUCAGAUGUGACAUGGAAGAUAUCCAUACUUCUCUUAAAGAAGGUGUUCCCAAAAGUCGGCGAGGGGAAAUUUGGCAGUUUCUAGCUUUACAAUACCGCUUGAGACAUAGAUUGCCGAAUAAACACCAGCCUCCAGACACCUCCUAUAGAGAGCUCCUGAAGCAGCUGACUGCUCAGCAGCAUGCCAUCCUCGUGGAUCUGGGAAGGACAUUUCCUACUCACCCGUACUUUUCAGUACAGCUUGGGGCGGGGCAGCUGUCCCUCUUUAACCUGCUGAAAGCCUAUUCUUUGCUGGACAAAGAGGUGGGCUACUGUCAGGGAAUCAGCUUUGUGGCUGGAGUCCUGCUUCUGCACAUGAGUGAAGAACAAGCGUUUGAAAUGCUAAAGUUCCUCAUGUAUGACCUCGGCUUCCGCAAGCAGUACCGACCUGACAUGAUGUCUCUUCAGAUCCAGAUGUACCAGCUGUCCAGACUUCUUCAUGACUACCACCGAGAGCUCUACAAUCAUCUUGAAGAGAAUGAGAUCAGCCCCAGUCUGUAUGCUGCCCCCUGGUUCCUCACACUCUUUGCCUCUCAGUUUCCGUUAGGAUUUGUAGCCAGAGUUUUUGAUAUAAUUUUUCUUCAGGGGACUGAAGUUAUAUUUAAGGUUGCCCUCAGCCUACUGAGCAACCAAGAGGCACUUAUAAUGGAGUGUGAAAAUUUUGAAAAUAUUGUUGAAUUUCUCAAAAGCACAUUACCUGAUAUGAAUACCACUGAAAUGGAAAAAAUUAUUACCCAGGUUUUUGAGAUGGAUAUUUCCAAACAGCUACAUGCCUAUGAGGUGGAGUACCACGUGUUGCAGGACGAGCUUCAGGAAUCGUCCUAUGCUUGUGAGGAUAAUGAAUCUCUGGAGAAACUGGAGAGAGCCAACAACCACUUGAAAAGACAGAACAUGGACCUCUUAGAAAAACUUCAGGUGGCUCAUGCUAAAAUACAGGCCUUGGAAUCCAACCUAGAAAAUCUUUUGACCAGAGAGACCAAAAUGAAGACCUUAAUCCGGACCUUGGAGCAAGAUAAAAUGGCUUAUCAAAAGACAGUAGAGCAUAUCCGGAAGCUGCUGCCAGCAGAUGUGCUGGCCAACUGUGAAUCGCUGCUGCGGGACCUAGCCUACACCCCAAAUGACAAAGCCAAGGCAGGAACCAAGCCAUAGUUUCAGAUGUGGCCUCAGUAGAGAGUGUUCUUAGACUCCUGAGAGGAGAUGCCUGUGUGUUGCUGGUUCAAGCUGGACAGGAAGCUGGUGGGACACUGCUGGUGCUGAGCUCCUGGUCAGCAGGCAACAUUGCUCUCCUCGGAGCACUCCACUGCUGAGCCAUCUUACAGACAUCCUGACUGUUUUCUUCUGGUUAUUGCCGACAAUGUGCAUAUAUAUAAAACGGGACAUAAAGAUUUGUGCUUUCAAAUAAAAUGAGUAGACGUGUUUAGAGCAAUUUUUUUUUAGUCAGAACUUCAUGAAAUCCACACCAAAGGGAAGUUCAAGUGAGAUUCCCCUUGGACACAUAUGAAAUCUUUUUGUCUUUCUAGUGAAACAAAUCUAGAGGAUCUUUGUAUAUUGAAAUAUACUUGAAAAAAAUGAAUGUAUUUUUUUUUCUCCAAAGAAUAGCAUGUUUCACUCAAUGGUGGAAAGGUGGACACAUGUCUAUAGCUUUACGUGUCCAUGUCUAUGUGAGGGACAUGACUGGCAGCCUCUCUGGCCCCUGAGGGUUUCUUAAGAAGGCCCUUCUGCCCUGCCUGCUUUGUGCCAACCAGUAUGCCAUAUCUUCAUAGGUUUUGAGUCUGAUUAGGUUUUGCUUUAGACACACAUGUGGAGAAAGCAGGAGAUUAAGGCUGAGUUCACGAUGAAGAGGGAUGUUGCUAAUUUUAUAGUGGAUUAAACCAGCAUUGAUAUUCAAACUCAAAAUAUCAGGCCUCAAAGACAUAAUUAAGCACCUGAAUUGCCUAGAGCAGCUUUUUACCUCUUUACUUGAGUGACUUCUAUAGUUGUGAACAGUCGCUUGGUGCUAUAGUUCCCAAGUGACAGGAUUUGCUAUUUCUCCACAAAAUUAUGAGAACCUUUAAUGUAGCUCUCUCUAACUUCAGCCUAGAAUAAGGAAAUAAAAUUAUGAUAGAUUUUUCCAAAGAGGAUAUCUGUGUUGAGAUAUUUUUUAUCUUUUGCACAGUUGACAAAAACCAUUUAAUCAUUUUCUCUUUUCAUGUGAAAAUUUAGAACUGUGAAAAGUUUAAAAUACAAACUGUGUAAAGCCACUGGAAGACAAAGGAAAUGCCUCCAACCCAGUUGAAGUCUUCAAUUCUGUAUUUGGAGGGUCCCUGACUUCCGCUCAUGACAGACAGGUUAUUAGAGGACAUUCAUGCAUGCUGGGUGCAUGGAUGGAAAGUAAUUUUCAAAGUACAGUGCAUUCUCCAUUGCAGAGAUGAUUUCGCAGUAGUGCCUCUGAAAAUUGAUGCAGUGUUUGGGCCUUUCCAGACAGUAUUUAUCGUCACUGCUUUUUGCAGUUCUUGUCUUUUCGUAGUUGGAUUUUUUUCGCGGGGGGGGGGGACUUUCCUCAAAGAGAGUUUGUUAUAUACAAGCUAAAAUUUUAUUAUAGAGUGCAAGAGUCAAGGCCUGAAAGUUUCAGAAAACCUUGUUGAGAUGUCAAGCAUCUGCAAAUUCUCCCAUGCUGUUAUUCCAUUUGAAUGUAAUGACUUUCUGGAGAUCAGUGUGUCCUUGGAUCCAUGGGGUUUCUCCCAAGACAAUGAAGUCUUAUUACUGAGGAAAGUUGAUAUAGCUUCCAGAUUCUAGAAAAUGCUGAUUCUACAUUUGGUUGAGGGCCAUUAGUCGAUCUGUUGCUUGGAUUUCCUAAAAACUUCUGCAUUUGUGAUCUUUUAUUUUAUCAGGAUUAGAGCGUAUACACCAUCUUCUUACUGUCUGGUAAUGAAAAUUGCCUUAUGGGUGUGAUACACUGGUGGUAGCUGAGGGAGCUUCAAGUUGUAGAAGGAAAUAUUCUUUUCUGUUUCUCAGUUUAAAAUGAAGUAUAUUCCAGAUGUUUAGAGUCAGGAGAGUGAGUUGUAUUAUGGUGUUCAGAGAUUAACAUGAAUUGGAUACAGUAUUUUCUUGUGAAAAUGAAUUUUCUUUUUCAUUUGUGAUUUUUAAAACAUGUUACAUCAGUUAUGCUUUGUUCAUUUUACAUCUUCAUCAGGCUUAUGUGAUGCCUAGUUCAUUUCCAAUAAAUAUGUUGUUGCAAUU
Messenger RNA from Nannospalax galili (Upper Galilee mountains blind mole rat), 5541 nucleotides. RefSeq names its product TBC1 domain family member 4 (gene Tbc1d4). The coding region runs from base 115 to 3471 and encodes 1118 amino acids. The transcript has 22 exons. Lineage: Eukaryota; Metazoa; Chordata; Mammalia; Rodentia; Spalacidae. The record is from RefSeq and is a predicted model, not a curated record.